This is a messenger RNA of Gasterosteus aculeatus aculeatus (three-spined stickleback), 3380 nucleotides long. NCBI's taxonomy places the organism in Eukaryota, Metazoa, Chordata, Actinopteri, Perciformes, Gasterosteidae. The record is from RefSeq and is a predicted model, not a curated record.
AUUGGUCCCAAGUUAUCCCGGCCCCGCCCUCAGCUACGCGGAUCCGCCCUUUGGACGCAGCUCAGCCUGUUGCUGCCAAACCAGCUGGCAUUUUGGAUUGAAAUCCUCAUUCAUGCACUCGAAACACUGACCUUUAAACUCAGGUUUAGGAGAUUAUUUUUUUGUAUUACUUUUCAGAAAGAGUCCAACGCUACCAUGCGGACCAACUUGGAGACUCUCUCAAGUGGAACUUCUGCCUGUAGAAGUUCACACCUCCCACUUUGCAGCCUGUGAUUUGGCCGGUUUUUCUUUUUUUUUGUGACUUUAAAUCUACUUUUACCUUUUAAUGCAUCAUGCGAACCUACAGCCGCGCAUUUAAGACGUUUGUUCAUGAGUAAAUAUAGUUUUUAUUUUUAUUUUUUUCACCCCUGCCCCACCUGAUUGUCACGCCACUCCCCCCCCCCCCACCGUGCAGAGCGCUCACCGCGGGGACCCCCACCCACGGCGGUCGGUCAGGAUGGGGACGCCGGGAGCGCUGCCCGUUUGGAAAGCCGCGAUUUUCCUCUUUAACCUCAUCUCCGCUGCUGUGGCCAAACGGCACGUCGUGUAUUGGAAUUCUACAAACGCAAGGUUAACGGCGGGAGACCUGUCCGUCCAGGUGAAUCUGAAUGACUACCUGGACAUUUACUGCCCCCACUACUCCGCCGAGGGGGCGCAGGGCCCCGGGCAGCCGGAGACGCUGGCCCUCUACCUGGUGGGGGAGGCCUCCUUCCGGGGCUGUGUGGAGACGAGAGGGGCCAUCAAGAGGUGGGAGUGCAACACCCCCCACGCGGCGUUCGGACCAGUGCGCUUCUCGGAGAAGAUCCAAAGAUUCACCCCCUUCUCGCUGGGGUUUGAGUUUCUGCCGGGGCGCCACUACUACUACAGCUCUCUGCCCGCCGACGAAGGGCCUCCUCUGCCAUGUAUGAAGUUGCGUGUCACCGUGUGCUGCGAGCCCAGUGAGUACCCUUCUCUUCAUCGGCUCCUUCCUCCCGCUUUGUAAACUACUACCAGGGCAAGUUAGUGCUCUCUCUACCCUCUCCCCCCUCUCUCUCUCCUGUAGUGAUCUCAUUCCCCAUUUCCAUAAAGGAAGCUAAAUUCAUCUCCAGAAUCUUGCAUCGUCUUCAACCUUGUGAGACUACGUCUGCUCCACUCUCCUCUCCACGUUGGCUGUUAACCUUAAUUGGAUUGGGUUUUUUUUUUGUUGUCUCCCCCCCCCCCCCUCCUUGUCUCCCUCGCCCUCCCACUCUCCAUCUCCCUGUCCCAGUGUGAAUUCCCAGAGUUGAUCUAAUCCAGAGAGCGCCUCGAGUAAUGUUAGUCUUCCAGUCCACUGAGCUGCCCGUUCCGGUUGGGAAUGUUGCCCAGUCACUGUGGGAAUCCCUGUACAGUUGUGUGUGUGUGUGAGUGUGAGCAUUUCUACGUGUAUGAUCAUUUUUGUGUGUGCGUGUGAAUGUGUGUCCCGUCAUAUGCUGGUCUGGGUCGUCUGUCCCAGUUCCCAUCCCAGUGCUAUCUGCAGGGGGCUUGUCGUGCGGCCCAGGCUGAACCAACACACAUUUUUUGCGUGUGUGUGUGUGCGCGCGUGUGUGUGUGUGUGUGUGACCUAUUCACUUAAUUUCUCCGUGUCGUUUAACGAAUACCUCCCAACCGCACCGCCUUCCUUACAUUCGUGUCACUUUGUAUAAAGGAAAGAAAUGUUUGGGCAUAAAAGGAGCCCCCUUCCUCUGGGAUGUAUCGUUAAAUGCCAUCGCGGUUCCAGCACGGGACGGGGAGUCGUUUCCUGCGUUGUUACCGGAGCGAAGGCUAAUAACUCAGAAAUGUUAAUCAUCCUGCUGUCAUUAAUUAGAAAUACCGCAAAAAAAAGCUGUUUACUGAGAAAAUGCUAAUGUGGUCUUCUGACCUUCUGAUAGUAUUCCCCAAUCAGAGUCACCUGGAGUGUGUGUGUGUGUGUGUGUGUGUGUGUGUGUGUGUGUGUGUGUGUGUGUGUGUGUGUGUGUGUGUGUGUGUGUGUGUCCAUGCUGACACCUGCUGUUUCCUUUCCUCACUCUUUCUCCUCUCCUCUCUCAUCCUGUUCCUUAACCAAAACUAAUCCCGACUAAAUGUCAGGAUCUCCCCCUCGUUGUCUUCAACUCCUCUGGCUCUUUCUUUCUAGUCUUCUGUCAUUCCUGAAGUGGCACUAAUCCUCCCCUUCUCUCUGUCUCCUCAGCUCUUCCUCCCCCCCUUCCUCCUUUUUUUAUGAUCUUUCGCUACUGGAGCAAAACUAAUCUGGGCUCCCCCCUCCUCCUCCCCACCUCGCACCCCACAGCAGUCCCUCACACUCCUUCCUCUUUUCCCUUCGACUCCGCCCCCCCCGCCCACACCCAAUUCCUCCUCCACCUUUCCCAUCUCUCUGUAGUAUCUCGGUAUUCGCCGACUGCCCCUCUCCUCCAUCUCUGUCGGGGCGCACGCUGUGCGGCUUGUGCGUCGGGAUGAGAAUACAUGAGGCCGGAGAGAGAAGAGCAAACGAGAUGGAUGAGAGGGGGGGAUGAAGGAGAGUCGGAGGGUCUCUCUCUCUCUCUGACUGUCCAUUAGCGGCGGUUUACCACAGCUGUUGUUGUGUUGUUCCCUGUGGUAACACCUUACAUACCCUCCGGUUGCUUCCUGCUCAGGUUGCCUUUUAUCUGACAGGUAGCAUGGCAGCAGGGUGUGUGUGUGUGUGUGUGUGUGUGUGUGGCCCUCGGUGAUGGCAGCCUCUCGUCCUUCAGCUGCAUCUUAUCUCGCAUCUGAACUUCAAACUGUGCACCUCCCCUUGUCUCCAGAAACUUUUGUCCCUUUGCUAAAAAGCAUGCAAUUAAAUGGUGUUUCCACGUGGGGAUCCCCUGUUGUGGGUGCUUUGAAUUAAUUACCAGCAGCUAUGCGGGCGCACGCACACACACACACACACACACACACCUGCCUCACACUGGUCUAAAGGACUUAGUGAUGAUGGGUCCGCCAGGUACGUUGUCAUUGCUCCAAGGUCAGCCACCACUCGCCGAUCCCUCGGCCUCCUCUCCAGUGUGCGGAUGUGUGUGUCUAAUGCCUUAAUUUAACCCAAGAAAGCAGGCAGGACACAUUCGGUGUUGCAGGGAGCUCCUAAUGACAUCGUGUGUGUGUGUGUGUGUGUGUGUGUGUGUGUGUGUGUGUGUGUGUCCUUGCGGCAGUGCAAAGCAGGAUUUGUAGGCGUUUUCUGGCGUGUGAGCCAAUGUUCAUUUGAACACAACGCAGUCAGGGCAGAGCGAGAAAGACUUGCCGAAAAAGUGCUUGAGCCUCUGUUGCAUCAGUAAAAUAGGCUCGGAGUCGUCAUCAGCAAACUGGUAUCAUGUAAAAGACCCUGCAGCCGCUCG